Molecule: messenger RNA, 237 nt
Organism: Leptosia nina
Lineage: Eukaryota; Metazoa; Arthropoda; Insecta; Lepidoptera; Pieridae
Source: the annotation of a GenBank genome assembly
AUGGCGUACGGUGCGCACACGACGCUGUUUACGUUCGGACUGGCUCAGGUGAGUUUCGCGCCGGCCAUCGACCACCUCUCAGCUCUUCUGAAAGCGAGAGGAAGAGCCAAAGCAGGUUUUUAUUGUGCGAGGACACGUUACUUCCAUUUGUUCGUUGCCAAUUCGCUCACGAACAUAUUUUGUGUUAGUCAUGCUGCAUACAACUGGCAAUCAGCGAGUAUUGUUCAGACUGGUUAA